CAUGUGAGCAAGAGGAGGACAUCGAGCACGGAGAGCAGCGAACAGGGACCUCUUAUGGAUUCCCCAACAUCCCCAUCUCUGUUGAACAGACACUCUGUAAAGGUUGAUUUGAUGCCAGAAAAGAAAGGACUACCCUUCCUCAAACAUGUGCAAUAUGAAAUCACAACAAAGCGCUACAGACUACCCGUACACAGGAGCUACAACGACUUCGAUGUGUUCCGCACACUGCUGAUCCAGAGGUUCCCCUACAGGAUGGUCUCCCAGCUGCCCCCAAAGAGGAUGCUUAAGGGGGUGCUGUCCUCCCAGUCGGAGGAAGACUUCAUUGAGUGCCGGCGGCGGGGUUUGGAGAGGUUCAUCGCGCUUAUCAUGCAGCACCCUUUCAUGAGUAAGGACGCCAUGGUGGACAUCUUCCUCUGUGCCAGCGCAGAGGAUGUGAAGAAGAAACUGAGAGAAUCCUUCAAAAACCUAGGGGAUGAGUUCUUGACCAAUUGGAGCGCAUGCCAGGCCAAGGACUACUUACCUUCUGACGUUGAAGAUCAGGUGGCCUCGUGUCGUGAAUUCAUAGGGAACAUUGAGUCCAGUUUCCAACACAUGAGGGACAAGAUGGAAAGAAUGACACAAAGGUCCAAUGAACACGCAACAGAUCUGCAGCUCUUCUCCCAUGAACUGGGGUACGAUGGGCCAGAGAGUAUGCUGGGUCACUGUCUGGGGCCGAAGCAGGAGCAUGUCCAGAGAGUGUGGAGCACACAGAGACAGUGUCUGAGACGAAUGUCAAAGGAGUUCACGACACUGGUCACUAAAGCAGAACAAAAGCAGGAAAGCCUGAAGGAGAUGGACGUGUUGGACAUACUGAACAUGUUCGUGGACCUGCUUCAUGCCUACAAGGAACUGUGGGAUCGCCAUGAGCACAGCAUGUUUAUAGAGCACCAGAAAGCUCUCCUGCAGAAUUCUACAUCUAAUCUCCGCCAGGGAGCCACGACAGCCAACAGCCUGGCAUUCUCCGACAUCCUCGGAGUUCAGCAGUUGGAGUCAAACCUCACUAAGCAGGAGAAUGCAAUCGUCACCAUGGAGUUGAGGAACGACUUCUCGCUGCUGUGUCUUUACCAGGAGACACAGCUCUUCCUCGGACACCUGCCUCUGGUCACACAGAUACUGGCCGGCUUUAUACGCACUCAGGGACAGGUUCACGCUGAGAUGGGGGCGCUGUGGUCUGAACUGGGUUUCAAGCUGACAAGCCUACGGGAGCCUUCCUGCAGCCCGGACCCCGAGCCAGAUGAGAUCCUCUCACCUUCCUCCUCCUCGGAACUUUGCUCUGUUAGUCUCGCAUCCAGCUCUGGGUUUCUGGUCCCGUCCAUCCAUGGAGACCCCUCGAUCAGCCCGAGUCGCCCCAGUUCUUGCCCUAGCACCCAAGUCAAACAGAUCCCCCAUCCUUCCCCACAUAACAGGCCCCAGCACCGAUGAGCUCCUCUGAAGAACAAACUUUUAUUUUCUUUUCUUUUUUACCUUGUGUGCGUAAAUCACCAUUAUUUUAAACUAUAACAUGUCAACUCUGAAUUUAACCACUAGAUGUCAGUGUUUUGCAAUCCAUUAAUAAAAAAAUGUAUUUCACAUUAUUUAAAGGCCCAAUAUGUAUGAU
Molecule: messenger RNA, 1636 nt
Organism: Gadus chalcogrammus (walleye pollock)
Lineage: Eukaryota; Metazoa; Chordata; Actinopteri; Gadiformes; Gadidae
Product: sorting nexin-8-like
Exons: 13
Coding region: 55-1461 (468 amino acids)
Biological process (GO): retrograde transport, endosome to Golgi
Molecular function (GO): phosphatidylinositol binding
Source: RefSeq, a predicted model, not a curated record